Messenger RNA from Drosophila santomea, 4006 nucleotides. RefSeq lists its product as uncharacterized. NCBI's taxonomy places the organism in Eukaryota, Metazoa, Arthropoda, Insecta, Diptera, Drosophilidae. The coding region runs from base 1046 to 3790 and encodes 914 amino acids. The transcript is spliced from 2 exons. The record is from RefSeq and is a predicted model, not a curated record.
AAAGGACCUCGAUCAAUUAGUGUGAGUUUCAGAUUUUCAAACCCAUAUUUGACUUUGCCCAUACUCAUAUUAUGAUGUGCAAAACAAGGUAGCUAUAAAAAAUAUUCCUUAAAGUCUUGCUUUUUUAAUAAGUAGUAGUAAGGAGAUCUUUGAUUUAUAGUACUCCCUCUUUUCUGAUUUGUCCUUACUGGUAAAUUUGAGUGCUGAAAAAACAAGAGUACUUUACAUUAACCUUUACCUUCUUUCCGAAUUCGAGUGCCUCGAGUAUUCGCCAAAUGCUCACCAAACUUCGAUUGCGCAACUUUGCCUGACCAGCACCCCCAAAACCGAAAAUGCGAAUCCAUCAACCCAUUGGGGCGCCAAACUCGAGCUGCUCCUCCUCCAUUGGAGCAGUUCAGCGUCUCGGCCGGAUUUCAAGUUCAAACCAGUAGCCAACGGAGCGGCGAUUCCGACCUUCCGACAAUUACAUGAAAAUGCAGCACUCACCAUCUACGGAUGCCAUCGAAAUUCGCUGUCGAGAUCAGGCGGAGAAAAACCAUGUUUGAAAUCAAAUGAUAUAUAUGAGCUAUAAGUGCUUCCAUCAACUGUAUCUCCCAGUUUCUCUCAGUGUUGGUGCGUGCCACACAAGUGUGAAGCGAUGACAGCAAUUUGUUGAAUGCAUCAUCGAUCAAAUGCGAUCGCUCGAAUGCCUUUAAUUGUAGAACUGGGUUAAGCAUCUGAGACUCAUCCCUAAACAGUUUGGCCCAGGUCAGUAUCGAAGCUAUUGGAGCUAGUGGAGCUAUCAUAGCCAUAGCAUGCAUUGCUAUUCCCAGUGCUGCAGUUGACUUUGACACUGAUCGCGAUCGCGAUUGCGAAUGCGAUCGCUCCCCCAAUUUCGAAUCCGAAUCCACCCGAAAUCCGUAUAAAUAUGCGGAGCACACUCCACGAUCGAUCAGACAGCGGUCAGCGGUCAGCUUUGGUGGUGGUCAGCAGUGAUUGGACUGGCAAUUAGGUUUUGUGGAGCUAGGUGCUUGGACUUUGGUGCAGGAAACAGGAUCAGAACAGGAUGUUUCGAGGAGUGCUGGUGCUCCUGCUGGUGGUGGUGGUGGUGGCCUGGUGCCAGGUGGAUGCGGCCACCCAUGUCAACAUCUCGAUUGCCCAGCAACCGGCCACGAAUCCGGCGGAUGUGAAGUACGUGGAUGGCAUGGCUCCGGCGGAACUGAGGGCGGGUCCUCAGCGGGAUGAGGAUCAGCAGUUCCAGCGCAUCCAGGAGCGACAGCAGCAGGUGCUAGCCCAGUCCCAAUCUCAUCCGCAACAGCAGCAGCAGCAGCAGCAACAGGUGUCUCAAACCCAGCAGCAGCAACAGCAGCCCCAGCAGCUGUCUCCUCGCCAGGGAUUGGGACUGCAGCCGCCGGCUCAGAGUCAGCCACCCAUGUCCAAGAACGGACGAUUGCCCCGUCGCCGCAAUCACAGCAGACGUCCCGCCAUCCACCAGCAGCCACCGCUUAGUGCUCAUAGUGGCCAGUUCCGACAGCGCAACCAGCAGCUGCGCCAGAACCAGGAGUUCGAGCGCUACAUCCAGUCCUACCACAGCCAUGGACCCACCGUGGAGACAGUCUACGAGUCAUCGAAUCCGUCCCCGCAGCGCUAUACUCAAACCAGCUCCGGAGUAAGUUCGUCCUCCUCAGUGGAGGAUGCGGCUCCCCAGAAACUGGUCACGAUUGGAGGACAUCGGUCGCAGCAGCUGCGCAUGUUCGAGCGCCAGGUGGCUGCACCCGUCUCCACCCAGGGACAGAGCGCCAAUGUGGAGGCGGCCCAGGACAGCAAGCCCAUCUACGAGCCCCAGCAGGCGCCCAUUCAAACGGCCAACAUUGCGCCGCCGGUGAGCUCCAGUUCGUCCUCCGCCUCCAGCGCCUCCUCGUCCGCUCCUGCAUCAAGUCAACCUGCUCCCGCUGCGCCCGCCCUGCCAUCUGAUUCGUCAUCCGGCUACGACUCCGCUACCAGCUACAAUCGCCCCAGCUACGAUCCCAAUGGCUUCAGCUACGAGGAUGCCCAGGACGUGGAGUACCAGGAUCAGUACCCGCCGGAGGUGGAUGAUGGCCAGGGAUACGAGGACUAUGCCGAUCAGUCGGGCUACCAAGGCGGCUCUGGCUACCUGCCACCAGCUCCACCCAGGAGCUACGCACCGCCACAGCGUCCCCUGGUCACCAAAACCAUUCAGAUCGUGCAGCCAGCUCUGAAGGCCAAGAAGUACGAGGUGCGUCAUCCGGCCAUCCAAAAGGAGUUCUACGACAUCGAGGAGCGCGUGGUGAUCAAGCCGGCGGGAACUCUGGUCGUCGAGCUGGAGCAUCCGGUUGCUAAGAUACCCAAGGGCGAAACCCUGCUGCCCUUGGGACAUCCUCAUCCCGCAGUGGCGUCCGCCUACAGCAACAGCAACACUGGUCAAAUCCAAUCCCAGACAUAUAACAACAAUGUGCCCGAGUACAGGCCAUCCUACGAUGCAGCUCCAGCUGCUAAGGAUCAGCAGACCACCACCAUCGGCUCCAGUGUGACCACGAUGCCCUCCUACGAUCAGCAGCCCAAGGAUGACUUCGUGGAGUCCCGGCUGCAACAGCAGCAGCCCCUGGGAGAUGUCACCGAUGGUGGCAAGAGUUCACCUUCCUUCAUAUCCGGUGUGGAUGCCAGUGGAAACGCGGUGAAGAUCAACGCCAAGCAUCUCUCACCCAAGAUGAUCCAGCGCGCGGAACCGGAGCAGGAUUACUCCCGAUCCGGCCAGCGGGUCUAUCAGCAGAGGAAUAACUUCAACCGCCAGCCAUACAACCAGGACGACGACUACUUCUCGGGGGAAUAUCUGCCCAAUGUGAGUGCCGGCAGUGUGGACGCCAAGCCAGCGCGCCUGGAACUGGCGGAGGAGAAGGAGGACGAGCGACCCACGCAGAUAAUCAAGCACGAGCACAAGAUUCAUCUGCCGCCCUCGCAGCACAACAUUUAUCUGGGACGCACUAGCCAGACUCCCCUCAAGGAGCGAAGGAUCCAGGAGGUGCCCGCCCAGGUGACCGAGAUAAAGCCCUACCUCCGGAACCACGCUGGACCCACCGUGCUGUAUGCCAAGUCUCAAACUCCGAGGACCUACUACAACCAGCCAUCCCGACAGCGCGUUGCCGAGGAGCUGGACUACAGUGCGCCCUACUCCCAGAUGAGAUUCAGCCCGGAUAAUCACUCCUCCAGACUCGUCCAGUCUUCCCGGCUGGAGGAGGCACCCAAACGAGAGGAGCAGCAGCCCAAGAAGGAGCAGCAAAACACCCACAUCCAAAUCCAGAUAGCCAGUGACCAGGAGAAAUCCGCUGUGGUGGCCACCACAAUUGCGCCCGACUGCGACAGGGGACAGCAGAGAGCCGAGCUGAGGCAGCAGAAGUCGCAGCGCUUGAUGGAAGCGCCCAGUGCCGAGGUGUCCGCCACCCAGGCUACUCCGUCCCAAUCGAAGCCGCAGCCCGAUGUGGAUGUAUCGCUCAAUGGAGCCGCUGGCCAUCUGAAGCCCAACGAGCGGGUGAUCGCAGCCACUGCGGCGCCAACCGAUGCCUCGGCCACCAGCGAGACCUUCCACAAGCGUCGCAUCGUUGUCAACCAUCCGUUCCAGACGGUGCGCGAAGUGGUCGAGCACGAACCCUUCACCAACUACCACCAGAUUCAGGUGAACGAGCCGGCUCCGCCCUCGCACUACCACCAGGCCUACUACCAACCGCCGCUGCAGACCCACGGGAGUUUGGUCCACUACCAGACCUCGUCUGCACAUGGCAAUCUAUAUGGAUAAAUUAGGAUUAGGGAAGAAUCCGAAGGCGACCAACGAACGUACACGGCCAAUGCACUUCCUUUGUUAAUCGUUAUCUUAGUGUUAGGUUAGUUCCUUAAGCUAGUACGCAAAUCCGGUGGAAGGGCCCUUUCCAUGAUGACAUGACCCUGAUCUUCUUUCGCCCUAAUUCGAUUUAAACGCCUAGGCUUACGUGCAGUUUUACUUGCCAACAAUAAA